Staurois parvus is the source of this 418-nucleotide messenger RNA. The record is from the annotation of a GenBank genome assembly. NCBI's taxonomy places the organism in Eukaryota, Metazoa, Chordata, Amphibia, Anura, Ranidae.
UCAGGGAGCGCGCAGCGCGGGGAUCGCCGGUGCACUGUGCCCUCGGACACAGGGGUUCACGGAAAGAGCCGAAGAUGUCGGCUCGGUCAUGUGAUCAGCUGUGUCCAAUCACAGCUGAUCACAUGGGACAUGUACACUGAUCAUUUGGGCACUGAUGAUCAGUGUGCCCUGAUGAUCAGUGUGGCCCCAGAAGUGCCACCUGUCAGUGUCCAUCAGUGCCAGCAGCCAGUGCUCAUCAGUGCCACGUGCCAGUGCCCAUCUGAGCUGCCUUUCAAUGUCACCCAUCAGUGCCAGUCAAUGCCACCUAUCAAUGCCAAUCAGUGCCACCUAUUAGUGCUGCCAAUCAGUGCCACCUAUCAGUGCCAAUAAGUGUCGCCUAUCAGUGCGCAUCAGUGCCAGUCAGUGUCGCCUAUCAGUG